Fusarium sp. VM40 is the source of this 1968-nucleotide messenger RNA. The record is from the annotation of a GenBank genome assembly. NCBI's taxonomy places the organism in Eukaryota, Fungi, Ascomycota, Sordariomycetes, Hypocreales, Nectriaceae.
AUGGGUCCCGCCGUCGGUAUCGAUUUGGGUACCACGUACUCUUGCGUGGGUAUCUUCCGUGAGGAUCGAUGUGAUAUCAUCGCCAACGACCAGGGUAACCGCACUACCCCCUCAUUCGUCGGUUUCACCGACACCGAGCGUCUCAUUGGAGAUGCCGCCAAGAACCAGGUCGCCAUGAACCCCCAGAACACCGUCUUCGACGCCAAGCGAUUGAUCGGUCGCAAGUUCGCCGAUGCUGAGGUCCAGGCCGAUAUGAAGCACUUCCCCUUCACCAUCAUCGACAAGGCUGGCAAGCCCGUCAUCGAGGUUGAGUUCAAGGGUGAGAAGAAGAACUUCACUCCCGAGGAGAUCUCUGCCAUGAUCCUCACCAAGAUGCGUGAGACUGCCGAGUCUUACCUCGGUGAGACUGUCAACAACGCCGUUGUUACCGUCCCUGCCUACUUCAACGACUCUCAGCGUCAGGCUACCAAGGAUGCUGGUCUCAUUGCCGGCCUCAACGUUCUCCGAAUCAUCAACGAGCCCACCGCUGCCGCCAUUGCCUACGGUCUCGACAAGAAGGUUGAGGGUGAGCGCAAUGUCCUCAUCUUCGAUCUCGGUGGUGGUACCUUCGAUGUUUCUCUCCUCACCAUUGAGGAGGGUAUCUUCGAGGUCAAGUCUACUGCCGGUGACACUCACUUGGGUGGUGAGGACUUCGACAACCGUCUGGUCAGCCACUUCGUUAACGAAUUCAAAAGAAAGCAUAAAAAGGAUCUUUCUACCAACGUCCGCGCCCUGCGACGUCUUCGCACUGCUUGUGAGCGAGCCAAGCGAACCCUUUCUUCUUCCGCUCAGACCUCUAUCGAGAUCGACUCUCUGUUCGAGGGUAUCGACUUCUACACCUCCAUCACCCGAGCCCGAUUCGAGGAGCUUUGCCAGGAUCUCUUCCGAUCCACUAUCCAGCCCGUCGACCGUGUCCUUACCGAUGCCAAGAUCGACAAGUCCCUAGUCCACGAGAUCGUUCUCGUUGGUGGAUCUACCCGUAUCCCCCGUGUCCAGAAGCUCAUCACCGACUACUUCAACGGAAAGGAGCCCAACAAGUCCAUCAACCCUGACGAGGCUGUUGCCUACGGUGCUGCUGUCCAGGCUGCUAUUCUGUCUGGUGACACCUCCAGCAAGUCCACCAACGAGAUCCUUCUUCUCGAUGUCGCUCCUCUCUCCCUCGGUAUUGAGACCGCUGGCGGCAUGAUGACCAAGCUCAUCCCUCGCAACACCACUAUCCCAACCAAGAAGUCAGAGGUUUUCUCUACCUUCUCCGACAACCAGCCUGGUGUCCUCAUCCAGGUUUACGAGGGUGAGCGCCAGCGCACCAAGGACAACAACCUUAUGGGUAAAUUCGAGCUUACCGGUAUCCCCCCUGCUCCUCGUGGCGUUCCCCAGAUCGAGGUCACUUUCGAUCUUGAUGCCAACGGUAUCAUGAACGUUUCCGCUGUCGAGAAGGGCACCGGAAAGUCUAACAAGAUUGUCAUUACCAACGACAAGGGCCGACUGUCCAAGGAGGAGAUCGAGCGCAUGCUCAGCGAUGCUGAGAAGUACAAGGAGGAGGAUGAGGCUGAGGGCAAGCGUGUCGCUGCCAAGAAUGGUCUUGAGUCUUACGCCUACUCCCUUCGCAACACUCUCGCCGAUCCUAAGGUUGAGGAGAAGAUUGAGGCUGGUGACAAGGAGACUCUUACUGCCGAGAUCGACAAGGUUGUUCAGUGGCUUGAUGACAACCAGCAGGCUACUCGUGAGGAGUACGAGGAGCACCAGAAGGAGCUUGAGGGCAAGGCCAACCCCAUCAUGAUGAAGUUUUACGGAGCUGGCGGUGAGGGUGGACCUGGUGGCAUGCCUGGUAUGCCUGGCGGUGCUGGUGGCUUCCCUGGUGCUGGUGGCCCUGGUGGUGCCCCUGGUGCUGGUGGUGACGAUGGUCCCACCGUCGAGGAGGUCGAUUGA